AUGCAAAUCUACCGCGGCCUAGACAUCAUCACUAACAAAGCAACGACUGAAGAGAUGCAAGGAGUACCACACCACCUUCUCGGCUUCUUGGACCCGGCGGAGAAAAGUGGGGAAGGAUAUGAUGUGAAGCGGUUCGUAGAGGAUACGAAUAAGAUUGCUGAAAGGUUGGCCGAGGAGGGAAAGUUGCCAAUUGUUGCUGGUGGGACGACGUAUUAUUUGCAGCAUUUGAUGUUUCCUGGUCGAUUCAUCUCUACGUCUCCCGCGGACAGCCGAGUGGAGGAGAAAGUGGAUUUGACGACCGAUCCAGCAUAUCAGAGCUUAACCGAAGAGGAAAGGGAGUUGCUGGGGCAGGUUGGGUUGGGGAAUGAUGCGAAGGCAGAUCUAGCGGCAAGAGCAGCAGCGGAUCAAACGUUGGCGAUCAAGUUGUGGAAGCUACUUGAGAAGAUAGAUCCGGUCAUGGCAGGGAGAUGGCAUUAUAGAGAUUCACGAAAAGUGGCCAACUCUUUGCGAGUGUACAAGGAGACUGCUCGUCAACAUUCUUUUUGGAUUUCGCAACAGGAUCAACACUCCUCCACCACCAAAAUAACCUCCUCUGCACCCUCGACUGGGAUUAGUGGAUAUCGAAAACUACUCUUCUGGCUAUGGUGCGACCCUGCCACCUUGCGCCAAAGGUUGGACGAUAGGGUGGAUGAGAUGGUAGCACGUGGCCUACAGAAGCAAGUUAGGGAGAUGAGAGAAAUUGCAAGAUCGAUGCUUAACGACGCACUUUCCAAGGGUGAGGGAAAGUAUCAAACCGGUAUAUUCCAAACUAUCGGCUACCGGCAAUUCGCCGAGUAUCUUGAUAAACUAGAGGCUCUGACAGAGGAAGCCGAGGUGUUGGAAAAGGAGAAGCAGCAAUGGUUCAACGAAGCAGUGGAAGGGACCAAGACGAGUACCCGACAAUAUGCCAAAUCCCAACUGAAAUGGAUUCAAAAUAAGCUCAUACCCGAAGUUAGACGUGCUCAAGCAGCUCUCUCCUCAACCUCUUCCACCGAUGAUGUCCAGUUGUACCUUCUCGACACAACCGACCCCUCUUUAUGGAGCCAAAAUGUCCUGAACCCAGCCAUAGAAAUCCUUUCUCGAUUCCUCGACCACCAACCGCUCCCCGACCCGACAACGAUCUCCAACCCUACCGCGGCCACCAACUACCUUUAUUCCGGUCGAACGCCCAACCAAGCUCUAUCUAAACUCUCCCUCACUUCCUCUCCCGCAGAAGAAAGCAGAGGAGAGGGGGUGAGGACUAUCGAGGCAAACAAGUUGUUCACUUGCGAAAUUUGCACCUUCGACCCACAACAUCCAGUUCUGGUAAGAGAGGUCGAUACCAAGACGCAUAGAAAGGGAAGACAUCACAGGAAUAACGUAAAGAGGAAGAUAAGUGGGGAGGAAAAGGAAAAAAGGAUUCAGGACAAGAUUGAAGAUGGGGAAAGCAAGAGGAUUCUUAGGCAGCAGUUGAGGGCUGAGGGCUGA
Molecule: messenger RNA, 1506 nt
Organism: Ustilago hordei
Lineage: Eukaryota; Fungi; Basidiomycota; Ustilaginomycetes; Ustilaginales; Ustilaginaceae
Exons: 1
Coding region: 1-1506 (501 amino acids)
Biological process (GO): tRNA modification
Cellular component (GO): mitochondrion
Molecular function (GO): tRNA dimethylallyltransferase activity
Source: RefSeq, a predicted model, not a curated record